Molecule: messenger RNA, 1020 nt
Organism: Penicillium longicatenatum
Lineage: Eukaryota; Fungi; Ascomycota; Eurotiomycetes; Eurotiales; Aspergillaceae
Product: fungal specific transcription factor domain-containing protein
Exons: 4
Coding region: 1-1020 (339 amino acids)
Biological process (GO): DNA-templated transcription
Cellular component (GO): nucleus
Molecular function (GO): DNA binding; zinc ion binding
Source: RefSeq, a predicted model, not a curated record
AUGCACGGCAAAGACAUGGGUUGUGCCGAAGCUAUAACGGAAUUGAUGCAGGCGGAAUUGUUAGGCCAGGAAACCCGUGAAGAAAACAUCCCGUCGUACGCGAUAUGGACGCUGGCAUCUCUCCUAGCCGCGCAAUUCCAACAGCUUCAAGACUUCUUCUAUCAGGAAAUAAAGCGGACAUUAGAGCACUCUUCUCUAUCGGGCGAUUCGAAUAAUUUGGUUGACACAGAAGAGAUCCAAGCAUGGAUAUUGAUAGCAAUAUAUGAGUCAAUGCGAACUCUGCAUUGCUGUGCAUGGAUGAGUGCCGGGCGCGCGUUCCGUCUGGUGCAGUUGAGGCGACUUCAUGAAAUUGACAGUCCUACAAAACCCGAAUUACCUGAUGAAGACUUCAUCGAGACAGAGGAAAAGCGCCGAGUGUUCUGGAUGGCAUAUUUCUUGAAUCAUCUGUUCAGCAUGCGUAAUAAUUGGCCAAUAACAUUGAACGAACACGUGAUCUGUACCCAGCUUCCAGCCCCAGACAAGGAAUUCCAGAGUGGCCAGGCAGUGCUAGGUGCUUUCCUUUCGGAAGCAAUAAUUGACGUUAUGCCGCAGACAACAUCGCCUUUCAACGAAUGUAUCAUUUUGGCUACUAUUUGCGGGCGCAGUCUGUUUCAAGCCCAACAAUGUGGCGUCCGUUUUGUGUACGGUGACUUGGCUCCCAACUGGACUGAUAAGCACCGGUGGCUGGACAACGUACUUACCCACCGGCUUCAGGUCCUUUUGCAGUACUAUCCCUCACCAUCCCAAAUCUGCGAUCCAAUGCUCUCGUUCGCACACAUCAUGGGACAGGCGAGUGUGAUUCAUCUGUACAAGGGUAUGGAAUCGGUUGCAUGGGCAGUCAACGAGGCAGGUUGGGUGGUUGAAUAUAAACGGCACGCCCUAAAUGCAGCACAGGAAAUCGUGAAGCAAGCAAAAGGUCUCAUAGAGUUCUAUUUUUUCAAAGUAUGUCACACCUCAUGGCGACCCUGGACUGGAGCGUGA